Vanrija pseudolonga is the source of this 3105-nucleotide messenger RNA. RefSeq names its product Mechanosensitive ion channel protein Msy1. Gene Ontology annotation, cellular component: membrane. Bases 80 to 2842 code for a protein of 920 amino acids. NCBI's taxonomy places the organism in Eukaryota, Fungi, Basidiomycota, Tremellomycetes, Trichosporonales, Trichosporonaceae. Gene Ontology annotation, biological process: intracellular calcium ion homeostasis; calcium ion transmembrane transport. The transcript has 6 exons. The record is from RefSeq and is a predicted model, not a curated record. Gene Ontology annotation, molecular function: calcium channel activity; calcium ion binding.
GUCCUUUACAUCGUCGCGCUGUCGUUGUCUCUCCACACUCUUUGUACCAUACAUUCAUUCUUGACAUACACGACGCACGAUGGACGACGACGCGAGGGUCCACGCUAGAGACUAUGCCACCACGGCCACCCGGCACGAGCCGCACGACGUGUAUGGCGCCGGCGCGGAGAACGUUGUGCUCGACUACUCCUCCGACCCCCAGCACGACCACGACGCCGAGAGCUACGACAUGCACCAUAUGGCACGGGCGGACUCGCGCACGCGCCUCGAGCCGGCGCCGGACAGCUACUCACUUCCCCCCGGUGCGGCCGGCGCGGCUGCGGCUGCGGCUGGCACGGCCCCGCAGCCAGCAGCAUUCCAAGUGCUCCCCUCGCGGCCGCUCCAGCACGCGGCAUACCCGCCCACGGCGGCGCCAAUCUCCAGCACCCCGCCCCCGCCGCGGCCAGUCAACCCCAACGCCCACCCGUCGGGCUUCACGACCGUGCCCCUCAACGACAUGAACCCGCUGCGCUCGGGCGCCAACUCGCCGUCCCAGGGCCACGGGAGCACGACGAGCCGCAGCCGGAACCCGUCCAAGCUCGGCUUUUUGCCCCUCGGUGCCGGGUCGAGCUCGACGCUCGACCACUCGCCCGAGGACCCCGAGAAGCGCGCCGGCCGCGCUGGGGCUCACGGUAAUGGCAGGAGGAGCGCGAGCUGGGACCGCCUCGGCACGCCCGACGCCGAGAGGGCAGAAUGGGAGAACUUUAACCCCGCCAACUCCAAGGUCCAGCGCCUGCGCUUUGCCGAGGGUGACGCGGGCAAGACCAAGCUCUCCCGCCUCUAUCUCUGGCUCCUGAACCGCGGCAUCGUCAUCCGCUGGUCCAUGUUCAUCAUCCCCAUCCUCGCACUCCUUUGGAUUCCCGGUAUCGUGGGCCUGACGAUGGACAGCGACCCCACCGUCUGGGGUGUGCCCUUGCUCUGGUGGUCCAUCUGGCUCACCGUCAUGUGGCUCGGCUUCUGGGCGUCCAAGGCCGCAUUCAUGAUCUUCCCCCACGUGUUCAGACAGACGAUCGCCGUCAUCAUUCCCAAUCUCAAGCAGUAUACCGACAUGGUUCGCAACCUCGGCAAAUACGCAAAGUUCAUCCUGUGGACGUUUAUCUGUUACAUCACCUGGCAGCCGCUCAUUGAGCGCCAGUGCGAGCACCCCAACGGCUCCAACAGCGCCAAUGCUCUCAGCAACAUUGAGAAGAUCCUUCUCGGCAUUGUCCUCUGUACAGUCGUUACUGGUAUCGAGAAGCUGCUUGUCCAGCUCAUCGCAUUCCAGUUCCACCGCGACUCGUAUGCCGACCGCCUCGACGAGCAAAAGUUCCAGAUCAAGAUCCUCACCACCUUGUACUCGUACUCCCACGACAUUCCCGGCAGGUCCGACACCCUGGCCGACUCGGCCUCGACCACCACAAAGGGCACGCGCACCCCCAAGAUUGCUAUCCGUAAGGCGCUCCGAGGCAUCAAGUCGGCCGCACAGAGCACCACCAACGCGUUCGGCAACGUCGCGUCCGAGAUGACGGGCAGCUCCGUCCUCCAGACCAACUCGCCGUCCAACAAGGUCAAGGCCGCCAUCUCGUCGUCCAACAAGAGCAAGGCGCUCGCCCGCCGUCUGUACUACUCGUUCAGACAGCCCGGCACCGACCACCUCACCAUUGCCGACAUUGCCCGCUUCUUCCCCGACCUCGAGACCGCCGAGCGCGCAUUCAACCUCUUUGACCGCGACGGCAACGGCGAUGCCACGCGCGAUGAGAUUGACGCGGCUGUGCUGGAUGUCCACCGCGAGCGCAUGUCCCUCGAGGCGUCGAUGCGUGACGUCGACGGCGCCGUCUCGCGUCUCAACGACAUUCUCAUGUUCCUCGUCCUCGCCCUCUGUGCCCUUAUCAUGAGCGCCAUGAUCACGAGCCGUAUCGCCACGUCAACCUUUAUCGCGUCCACCGGCACCUUCAUCCUCUCGCUCUCGUGGAUGAUCGGAACGACCAUGCAGGAGAUUCUCCUCUCGUGUAUCUUCCUCUUCGUCAAGCACCCCUACGACGUUGGAGACCGCGUCGACAUUGACGGCAAUAGCUACACUGUCGCCAAGAUGGAGCUCAUGUCGACGAGCUUCAAGCGCGUCGACGGCAAGUUUGUUUGGAUCGGCCACAAUGUCCUCGCCCUCAAGGUCAUUGAGAAUGUCCGCCGCUCUGGCCCCACCUCGGAGACGUUUGUCUUUGACGUCGCGUUCGACACUACGUUUGAGAAGCUUCAGGCUCUCCGCGCCAAGAUGCUCAAGUUCUGCAAGGACAACUCGCGUGAUUUCUUGCCCAUCUUUGACGUGAGCGUCGACGACAUUCCCCAGCAGGGCAAGAUGGUCCUCAAGGCCGACAUCCGCUACAAGUCCAACUGGCAGCAGGGUGCGCUCAAGGUGCAGCGCCGCAACAAGUGGGUGUGCCAGCUCAAGAUCUGCCUCGCCGAGCUCAAGAUCUGGGGCCCGGCCGAUGCUGGAGACCCGAGCCCCCCUCCUCCCGACGCCAUCCGCUACACGCAGGUGCCCUGGGAGGACGUGCUGGCUGCAGAGCAGGAGAAUGCCACUCCUACUUCCCCGCCUCCCACCUUCCACGCGGCCACUGGCGGCAACCUCGUACACCGUCGCAACGACUCGUCGCUCGACAUUUGGGGCGAGCACACCUACGACCACGACGAGUCGGUUCCGCCUAGCCGGAUGCCGUCGCCUGGUCCUGACCGUGGCUUCCAGCUUGGUACGCCAACUCGCCGCCCGCACCACGACCUGCCGCAUGGCACGCAUCCUCCGACUAGCUACCCUGGCGCACGGGUCUAGGUGCGAGGUGCGAGCCGCAAUGUUGCUGCGAGCCUUGUGAACCACGCGCCACAGCCACAGAGCACACCUUGACUGGGGUGCGCCACACUGACCUCGCGGGCGAGGCCAGUUACUCCUACUAGACUGUUGCGAAAAACCUCAUCAACCCUCAUCCCCCUGCCACCUAACCCACUUCAUGAACCCCACCAAAACCAACCACCCUGCAAUCUCCCCAUGUUUGAACAUGACACUGCCUCGUAACUUAUGCAUUUGUGACCUUUUAA